UUUAACUCCAGAAAACACUGCAUAUGACGGACUGUGUUCAUAAGGUCCCCAGUAUUUAGUUAACAGGUCCCGUUGGAUACAUAGGACAUGCCUGACUUUUUCCAUGUAGACCUAAACUGUAUUUGUGGUUCUUUUGUUUAGAUAACAUGUGGAAAAGCUUAGCGGUUAUAACAAUUAUCAUUUGUGGAAUAAUUUCUACAGAGGCCGCAAAUUGCACAGUGGAUAACAAGCAUUUUUACAAAGAGGGCGACCAUUGGAACCCUGUAAAGGAUUCUCAAAAGAUAGGCGCGGGUUGUGUGAACUGUACCUGCUUUCACGAUAACACUGUAACCUGCGACAAAGUGGAGUGUCCAAUAUUAAAUUGUGAGACCCCUAGAUAUCCAGUGGGGGCCUGCUGUCCAGUGUGUGAAGAUCUAAAAAACAUCAUUCCUACAGUAGCGCCGAUUGACGAUGGGGAGGCGGGAAAUAAGGACCGGAAGUGCCACUUUGAGGGAAGGGUCUAUCAACACAACCAGUUCUUCUCCAACAACAAUACACAUAUCACCCCCACCAGAUCUGACCAGUGUGUCAACUGCAUUUGUCAGUCUGGACAAAUUUACUGCUUUCUGAAGACGUGUGUAAUCAGACAACAUUGUAGCAAUUUCUACCAGUCCCCAGAUACAUGCUGUCCAGUUUGUGUUGAUAUCAAAUCAAAAGAUAGAUUAGAAAGGCGGAGACCAGAAGACUGUAUAGAUGGCAAAGGAGCUCUUAGGAAGAAUUCAACUAACUGGAAACCGGAAGUCGCUGGAGAAAAAGAUCCCUGCAUUACGUGCACGUGUCUGAACGGAGCGAUUACAUGUGAAAGGGAGCAGUGUCGAAGAUUACUCUGUAAGAAGCAGUAUCGAGUGAAGGGACAGUGUUGUAAAACAUGUGAUCGACCAAUAAAAAAAGUCAAAGGGGUGUGUAAAAAAGACAGGGAGCGACGAAAGAAAGGCAGAAAAAAUAAACGAAAGAACAAAAGGAAAAACAAGAAAGGACGAAGCAAGCGAAAGGGUGGUCGUAGAAAUAAAAGGAAAAAUAGAAGAAGACAAAGAAAGAAAUCAAAGAAAUGCACAAAAGUUAGACAUAAUUCCACGAUGGUUGAUAAACAGUGCCCUUCAAUACUACCACUCGCUUUGCCGAUAGAUGGCGCUCUUCCAUGUCAUUUCAACAAAUUGUGUUUACCAGCAAGGACUGAAUUUAUUAUUUACCGCCUUAAAAUUAGCGGGAAAGAAAACGGAAAAGACAAUGACACUAUUGUUAUUGCAUUUGAUAAUGUAAAAUCUCAAAUGGUGGAAAUCUGGAGAUAUAUUGUUCACAAAGAUAAAAUAAAAGAGAGAAAAGAUCCAGAAAAAUGCUCCUCCUAUUCUUUUAGACUUCAGAUACAAAAUUCAAACGCCAUUCUUGGGGCUGCCAGUGCAAAGUCGGUGAAAGACUUCCAACGAAAGCUUAAAAGAGGACUGAAAGGCUGUGAGAGGAAAAAGAAGGGGUGCCGGUUACGGACAGUCCGCAGGCAAAUGAUAUGUUUUGAAAUGGAGGAUAUUGAUGUGCCCACUUGUAAAAACUAGAGAGGACGAUUGAAAUUUAUGACCAAGUGGUGUCUGAGCAUUGACACUUCUCAGAGUGAGGGACUGUUGAUUCUUCCAGUGAUCAACGUGCAUUUCCUUGGAAUCACGUGACAAAUGAUAUUGACCAUUGUCCAGUGAAAAACCAGAGUAUCCGUAUCAUCUGGUAGACGUUACUGACUGCCGUCGUUGUUAUUGCUUGUUAAUUUGACUUUGUUAAUGAUCGGGUAAAUGACAUUUAUAAUAUUGUUUAUCAUCUUUUCUUGUAAAUAUUUUACUGUUAUAUUUUCUACAUAAUUCACUUCACAUGUUUGCCAUUAUAUAUUUAUCAUGUCAUUAAAUUCAAUUAUUUCAAGAA
Messenger RNA from Saccostrea echinata, 1941 nucleotides. RefSeq names its product chordin-like. The record is from RefSeq and is a predicted model, not a curated record. The transcript has 11 exons. Gene Ontology annotation, molecular function: protein binding. Lineage: Eukaryota; Metazoa; Mollusca; Bivalvia; Ostreida; Ostreidae. Bases 147 to 1586 code for a protein of 479 amino acids.